This is a messenger RNA of Trichogramma pretiosum, 1372 nucleotides long. It is a transcript of the gene Rae1, whose product is annotated as mRNA export factor. The transcript is spliced from 7 exons. NCBI's taxonomy places the organism in Eukaryota, Metazoa, Arthropoda, Insecta, Hymenoptera, Trichogrammatidae. The record is from RefSeq and is a predicted model, not a curated record. Gene Ontology annotation, biological process: transcription-dependent tethering of RNA polymerase II gene DNA at nuclear periphery; RNA export from nucleus. The coding region runs from base 270 to 1340 and encodes 356 amino acids. Gene Ontology annotation, cellular component: nuclear pore. Gene Ontology annotation, molecular function: ubiquitin binding; RNA binding.
UGUUAAUUGUGUCUGUCUGCAAACUGUGUGUACUGUAGUGUAGUUGUAUGAGUGUUGUGUUCUAUCGCACACAGGGUUAUUGAAUUCAAGCACAGUGUGUGCGAAAGCGGGAAAUGAAGUUUGACUGUUUUGCAUGUGAUAAUUGAACACUGUGACAUUAUUGAAUGAUAGGGUGAUGACUGACGAGUGAUUGAAAAGUUCCAUAAUUAACAGUCGACUGCACGCAGCUUAGUUUCACGAUACUCAAGUUAAUAAAAUAAGAAACCAUCAUGUUCAAUCAAAGCGCAACUCUUACGACGACGGCAGCAUCCGCUUCAAAUCCAAUGAAAGAUUUUGAAGUUGCUUCACCACCUGACGAUUCCAUAUCUUGUAUGGCAUUUAGCCCGGCAACAAUUCCUCAAAAUUUUUUAGUUGCGGGUUCAUGGGACUCUCAAGUACGAUGCUGGGAAGUUGAACAGACUGGCAAAACUGUUCCCAAGUCCAUGCAAAGUAUGACUGAGCCCAUUUUGGAUGUUUGCUGGAGUGAUGAUGGCACUAAAGUUUUUAUGGCUUCCUGUGAUAAACAAGUUAAAUGUUGGGAUUUGGCCUCCAAUCAAACUAUGCAAGUAGCUGCUCAUGAUGCACCAGUAAAAACUUGUCAUUGGAUCAAAGGUUCCAAUUAUACAUGUCUAAUGACAGGUUCUUGGGAUAAAACUUUAAAAUUCUGGGAUACUAGAAGUCCAACUCCCAUGCUUACCCUCAAUUUACCAGAGAGAUGUUAUUGUGCUGAUGUGGAUUAUCCAAUGGCAGUGGUAGGAACGGCUGGAAGGGGAUUGAUUGUAUAUCAAUUAGAAGGAACUCCUCAUGAAUAUAAAAGGAUAGAGUCACCUUUAAAGUAUCAACAUAGAUGUGUUGCCAUAUUUAGGGAUAAGAAAAAAGUUCCUACUGGAUAUGCUUUAGGAAGUGUGGAAGGCAGAGUUGCCAUUCAAUAUGUAAAUCCAACAAAUCCCAAAGACAACUUUACUUUCAAAUGUCAUAGAUCAAAUGGAGCUCCAAAUGGAUAUCAAGAUAUUUAUGCAGUCAAUGAUAUUGCGUUCCACCCUGUUCAUGGUACUUUAGCAACUGUUGGAAGUGAUGGAACAUUUAGUUUCUGGGAUAAAGAUGCUCGCACAAAACUUAAGCCUUCUGAACCAAUGGAACAAUCUAUCACUAGUUGUUGUUUCAAUCACAAUGGACAAAUUUUUGCAUAUUCUGUAUCUUAUGAUUGGUCUAAGGGCCAUGAAUUCUACAAUCCUAUGAAGAAGAAUUACAUUUUCCUUAGAUCUUGUUAUGAUGAAUUAAAACCAAGGACUACUUCAUAAAUUUUUGAACUAUUUUUUUGUGUAUUGAAUGU